Molecule: messenger RNA, 4098 nt
Organism: Erpetoichthys calabaricus (reedfish)
Lineage: Eukaryota; Metazoa; Chordata; Cladistia; Polypteriformes; Polypteridae
Product: glutamate receptor 4
Exons: 16
Coding region: 291-3002 (903 amino acids)
Biological process (GO): monoatomic ion transport; modulation of chemical synaptic transmission; synaptic transmission, glutamatergic
Cellular component (GO): plasma membrane; postsynaptic membrane; dendritic spine
Molecular function (GO): AMPA glutamate receptor activity; transmitter-gated monoatomic ion channel activity involved in regulation of postsynaptic membrane potential
Source: RefSeq, a predicted model, not a curated record
AACAAGCGAGUGGGAGAGUGAGAGGGGACGAGAGAAAGCGCAUGUCUCAUCCCUCUAGCAGCCACUAGACGCUCCCCACUAACCAACGAGUCUCCCCCAUCUUGCAUGUGCAACAUUGACUGCUGGACAGAGCCUCUCCCAGGGCUGUGGACGCUGCGGGAAAAAUAAAUAAAAAUAAAUAACCACCGGGAAAAAAAACAGGAUGGAUUGCUGAAACUCGCUUUAUUUUUCUCUCAUUUUUCCUCUUGCCAUCCUCCUCAAUGUCUCUCAACAGUUUUUAACAAAACAAGAUGAGGAUUAUUUGCAGGCAGAUUGUCUUGCUAUUUUCUAUCUUUUGGGGAGUAGCAAUGGGAGCGUUCCCUAGCAGCGUACAAAUUGGAGGUCUCUUCAUCAGAAACACAGAUCAGGAAUAUACGGCAUUUCGUCUAGCGAUUUUUCUACACAACACCAGCCCUAACGCAACGGAAGCGCCUUUUAAUUUAGUCCCUCAUGUGGAUAACAUCGAGACAGCCAACAGUUUUGCUGUAACAAAUGCCUUCUGUUCACAGUACUCAAGAGGUGUUUUUGCAAUAUUUGGAUUAUAUGACAAGAGGUCUGUGCACACUCUCACCUCAUUCUGCAGUGCGCUGCACAUUUCACUCAUCACGCCAAGUUUUCCCACAGAGGGUGAGAGCCAGUUUGUGCUCCAGUUGAGACCUUCUCUCAGAGGUGCUCUACUCAGUGUGUUAGAUCAUUAUGAAUGGAACCGUUUUGUUUUCCUGUAUGACACUGACAGGGGUUAUGCCAUACUUCAAGCAAUUAUGGAAAAAGCAGGACAAAAUGCCUGGCAAGUCAGUGCUAUAUGUGUGGAGAACUUUAAUGAUGCUAGUUACAGAAGGCUUCUGGAAGACUUGGAUCGCAGGCAAGAAAAAAAAUUUGUCAUAGACUGUGAAGCCGAAAGACUCCAAAACAUUUUAGAACAGAUUGUUAGUGUUGGGAAACAUGUUAAAGGCUACCAUUACAUCAUGGCAAACUUGGGUUUUAAAGACAUCUCACUCGAGAGAUUUAUGCAUGGCGGUGCCAAUGUGACGGGUUUCCAAUUGGUGGACUUCAAUACACCUAUGGUCACUAAACUGAUGCAGCGCUGGAACAAAUUGGAUCAAAGAGAAUACCCUGGAUCUGAAACUCCCCCAAAGUACACAUCGGCCCUCACAUAUGAUGGAGUGCUAGUAAUGGCAGAAGCAUUUCGUAACCUCAGAAGACAGAAGAUCGAUAUAUCCCGGAGAGGAAAUGCAGGGGAUUGCCUAGCUAACCCUGCAGCACCUUGGGGGCAGGGAAUAGACAUGGAACGAACUUUAAAACAGGUACGAAUCCAGGGCUUAACAGGAAAUGUUCAGUUCGAUCAUUAUGGACGAAGGGUUAAUUAUACAAUGGAUGUUUUUGAGCUGAAAAAUAAUGGACCAAGGAGGAUCGGAUACUGGAAUGACAUAGACAAGUUGGUGUUAAUACAGAAUGAGAUUAUGUUCCCCAAUGAUACAUCUGGAAUUGAAAACAGAACUGUGGUUGUCACAACCAUCAUGGAAGCUCCAUAUGUCAUGAUGAAAAAGAACCAUGAGCUGUAUGAAGGGAAUGAUCGCUAUGAGGGCUACUGUGUGGAUCUUGCAUCUGAAAUUGCCAAGCACAUUGGGAUCAAGUACAAGAUUUCUAUUGUUCCCGAUGGGAAGUACGGAGCCAGAGAUCCUGACACAAAGAUUUGGAAUGGGAUGGUAGGAGAGCUUGUUUAUGGGAAAGCAGAGAUUGCUGUGGCACCACUCACCAUCACACUGGUGCGAGAAGAGGUAAUUGACUUCUCUAAGCCUUUCAUGAGCUUGGGAAUCUCCAUCAUGAUCAAGAAACCUCAGAAAUCUAAACCGGGAGUCUUCUCUUUCCUUGACCCAUUGGCUUAUGAGAUUUGGAUGUGCAUCGUCUUUGCUUACAUUGGUGUCAGUGUAGUGCUGUUUCUGGUCAGUCGAUUUAGCCCCUAUGAGUGGCACACGGAGGAACCAGAAGAUGGCAAGGAAGGGCCCCCAAGUGACCAGCCUCCCAAUGAAUUUGGUAUCUUUAACAGCCUCUGGUUUUCCCUGGGUGCCUUUAUGCAGCAAGGAUGUGAUAUUUCUCCCAGGUCUCUCUCAGGUCGCAUAGUCGGAGGUGUUUGGUGGUUCUUCACAUUGAUUAUCAUUUCAUCUUACACGGCUAACCUCGCUGCCUUCCUAACAGUGGAAAGGAUGGUGUCACCUAUAGAAAGUGCUGAAGAUCUGGCCAAACAAACAGAGAUUGCAUAUGGGACCCUGGACUCAGGAUCAACAAAAGAAUUUUUUAGAAGAUCAAAAAUUGCAGUUUAUGAAAAAAUGUGGACUUAUAUGAAAUCAGCUGAACCUACAGUAUUUACAAAAACCACAGCAGAAGGAGUAGCACGGGUUCGGAAAUCUAAGGGCAAGUUUGCCUUCCUCUUGGAGUCUACAAUGAAUGAAUACAUCGAGCAGAGGAAGCCAUGUGACACAAUGAAAGUGGGAGGCAACCUGGAUUCCAAGGGCUACGGCGUGGCCACACCCAAGGGUUCUCCAUUAAGAACUCCCGUAAACCUUGCCGUUUUGAAACUCAGUGAGGCAGGCGUCUUAGACAAGCUGAAAAACAAAUGGUGGUACGAUAAAGGGGAGUGUGGACCGAAGGACUCUGGAAGUAAGGACAAGACAAGUGCUCUGAGCCUGAGCAAUGUUGCUGGCGUCUUCUACAUUCUUGUUGGAGGCCUAGGCUUGGCCAUGCUGGUGGCUCUUAUUGAGUUCUGUUACAAGUCCAGAGCAGAGGCCAAGAGAAUGAAGCUUACCUUUACUGAAGCCAUGAGAAAUAAAGCCAGGUUAUCCAUCACCGGCAGUGUUGGAGAGAAUGGGAGAGUGCUUACCCCAGACUGCCCAAAAGCAGUGCAUACAGGGACAUCUCUUAGGCAGAGUUCGGGACUGGCAGUGGUUGCAUCGGAUUUACCAUGAAAACCAAAAAUAUUAUAGUGCCUUAACAAAAAAUUAUAUAUACAGUAUGUAUGUAUAUAUAUAUAUAUAUAUAUAUAUAUAUAUAUAUAUAUAUAUAUAUAUAUAUAUAUAUGAGGAAAAAGGAAAGAACAAAAUGUGUGACUGAAAUGCAACACAGACAGGAAACACCUGAAGAAUCUUUUUCCAAUCUCAGUGGUUGUAAUAAGAGGAGGAGAUAUAUCUCAACAUAAAUGACAUAUUCAGAAGAUAAAAACUCAGUGCAUGAGCUCUCCUCCAAACACCCAAUCUCAGAUUUUAUAUCAGGACACAUCAAAAACUGGUGAUGGGGAAAAAAUCAAGACCAGAAAACUGUACUUGAAGAAAAAAAACUGUGCUAUUAAGCAUUAUUUUUUGCCACUGUUGCUCAUUAAACUGUGUGGAGAUGAACAAAAGCAAAAAAAAAAAAAAAAAUAGAACCAUGCUUGUUAAACACUUGGCUUUUGUCUUAACAAAAUAACACAGAGGUCCAAGAACAUAAUAGCCUGUGACUUACUGAAUAUCCAUAUAUGACAUGGGUAAAGAAACCCAGUUGUACUGGGUUAAGUAAAUAAAACAAAUCACUAUACUGUGAUAUGAAGAAAACUAAAUAUGUAAAUUCUGUGAAAAAGAAACAAAAUAAAUUAUUUACAUUGUCUUUUAAAAGGAAGGGAGUUGCAGUACAACAUGCUUGCUUUUUAACUGUAAAUAACUCAGUAGAGGACAAGACACAUUUCUCUUUUAUAACUAUAUUAGGGAAAUAUUCAUUGCAAUAAUGAGUAUAAGAUAACAUCACUGUAAUUAACAAAAACACAAAAAAUUAUUAAUCUUUUUUAUAUAAAAGGGCGUGGCCAUCAUCUUGUUUGCUGUUUCAUCUGCUCUGUUGCUUCAUUUAGUGUCACACAGAAGCACAUUUGUCCAAUUCAAAAAUCCAAACGUCAAAGGAGUUUCAAUGUCCGUCUUCAGCGUGGUGUCAGGACACGGACUAGGAGUGAGACAUGCUGCAAUGAUUAACGUUUUAGUUACAUGUAAUAAUAAAUUGUGUUUUUUGUACCCAACAAAUGAAUAAAACUAAAAUAUA